Messenger RNA from Myripristis murdjan (pinecone soldierfish), 1913 nucleotides. RefSeq names its product N-acetylneuraminate pyruvate lyase (dihydrodipicolinate synthase) (gene npl). The transcript is spliced from 12 exons. The record is from RefSeq and is a predicted model, not a curated record. NCBI's taxonomy places the organism in Eukaryota, Metazoa, Chordata, Actinopteri, Holocentriformes, Holocentridae. The coding region runs from base 118 to 1041 and encodes 307 amino acids. Gene Ontology annotation, molecular function: lyase activity.
CUCGUGUGGGCUCACAUGACUGCCCACAAAACAAAUCCGUGAUUGUCCCUGUGCAACACGAAUUUCAGGGAUCAGUGAGCUAAUGUGCGCUUAGACAGGAGACGAGGUCUGCCAGUCAUGGAUCCUGCUGUUGAUAGAAAGGUGUCAGGUAUUGUUGCAGCUACCUUUACCCCAUUCAACCCAGAUGGUCACAUCAACCCAGCCGUUAUUGGACCUUAUGUUGACUAUUUGACCAAGAAACAAGGCGUUACUAAUGUAUUUGUGAAUGGCACCACUGGAGAGAGCGUGUCUCUCAGCAUGGAGGAGAGGAAGGUGCUGGCAGAGGUGUGGUGUCGAGAAGGCAAGGGCAAACUGGACCAGUUGAUUGUGCAUGUUGGCUGCAUGAGUCUGAAAGAUACUCAAGAGCUGGCUCGCCAUGCAGAAGAAAUAGGGGCUGAUGGGAUAGCAGUCAUUUCCCCAUCCUUCUUCAAACCCAGCACUGCAGAUGCUUUGAGGGAGUACCUUAAGCAAGUGGCUAAAGUUGCUCCAACUUUGCCCUUCUACUAUUAUCACAUUCCAGCCAUGACCGGCAUUAAUGUGAAUGCCAGAGAUGUGGUGGAAGGUAUUGAGCAGCUCAUCCCUUCCUUCAGGGGUCUGAAGUUCUCUGGGACUGACUUGAUGGACUUUGGACAAUGUGUCCGGCUCAGUCAGCCCAACUGGUCGCUCCUCUACGGCGUUGACGAGCAAUUGCUUGCAGGUCUGGCUAUGGGAGCCGAAGGAGCAGUCGGCAGCACAUUCAACUACAUGGGAUGCCACACCAAGCAGCUUAUAACAGCAUUUAAGGCAGGGGACCUUUCCCAAGCCAGGGCCAUUGAGUUCAAGGUGCAAGAGCUUCUCUGUUUUGCCAUUAAGAAAGGGUUCAAUCUGGGAGUAAACAAGCAGCUGAUGAUUGAAGUGUCAGGACUGAGUCUGGGCCCCCCUCGACUCCCUCUGCUGCAGUGCCCUGCUGAUAACAGUCAAGCCAUUGCUAAGAAAUACCACAGCCUUUUCCCUGACCCUUGAUACCAUAUUUACUCUAGAUUACUGACCUCUGCCUGUUCUUUUAUAGCCUAUCAAUCUCUUUGUUGUUCAUGCUUCAGAUUCACUGUAACUACAGGAUGGGUCCAGUUUUGUUCAAUAAAGUGAAAGCCUUACGUUGGUUUGUUGUGUGGGAAGACAAAGAAAACGCACAAAUUAAGCAGUUUUGCACCAGCCAUUUACCUUUUACGCAAAAUUUUACCAUUAGAAAAGAAGGGAACUAAACACACUAAGUGUCUUUUUUUAAACUGAAUGACCAGUCUUGUGCAAACUGUUCCAGACACUUCACUUUUAAACAUGCAUUUCUGUUUUUGUUAUGGUCAACUAGUUCAGCACAAUUUAAAGUAAAACACACACAUUACUGUAUAGAAUACAUUUACUGAAAUUUCUCACCUACGUGCCAUUUCAGUCUGGUGGGACACUCUGGUAUGAGCCACAUUGAGGCCUGCAUGUAGCACGGGGCAAAAUGCAAUUACUUGAGUCAGUACAGUUCUUAUUUCAGUGGGCUUUCUCCACCGACGAGAUUAUUUCCAGACUACAGAUUUAAUCUCCCACUAUUAUUUGCUAACUAACAUUUUGAGCUGAUAAUGUUACUAUAUUUUCAUAAAAUGCACAGAAUCACUAACUUCUGUAUUGCCCAGGGACAUAUUUGUAUUUUUUGUUGCAAAGGGUCUCUUAAGAUCAACAGUGUUCUCUUGAUGUCAUUUUGUACUGUAUGGUUUGUGUAAGAAUCCUUAAAUUGUUAUGUAGAGUAUACUUUUCUAAUCACAGAAAUACAGAGAAUGCAUUAUGAACUAUCUUUGUACUAGUAACAACAAAUUUGUGAUUGGUUUUGAAUAAAUGAUAUGCUGAUCUAU